GUUGAAGAUGCCAUCAGAAUUGAAUAUGCCAUGUCCUGAUGAGCAACUAGUACCGCUGCCUGCAAAGAAAGGCGGGAGGAAAAACACCACCUAAAGGCUUGAGAUAAAAAUCAAAACGAACUUACUUCUGAAACGGAGAAGCGAUCAUGACCCUCCAGUUUCCAUUUCCAACCGGAGAGCUGCGUAAUCCGCUCUUUCCCGGCAUCGGCCCCUUUUCGCAGCCGGUGGCAACUACGAGCAAAACGUCCUCGGCUUUGACUGGCUCGGCGUUAGGCUUAGGAGGGGCUGGGGUGUUCUCCGGGACGGCAGUGUGGGGAGGUCAUCUGGAAGCGGGCGAAACAGAGGUAAGCACGCACAAGGACAACAAGCAGUCGAUUUUGAUUUGAUGUUCUAUCCCGCCUUCUAUCAUGUCUUUUCAAAUUGUUUCUGGUAGUACCAAGACAACUUUCAUCUCUUUCGAAGAUCGCGAAGAUGCUCGUCUUCCUGAGUGUGGUCCUUUAUGUGAAUUUUGUACAACAGGAGCCGACCACCUUUCCACCCGCGACGCCACCGGAAGCUGUUCAUGAACUCGAGCAACCCGACCCAUCCUUCAACAACACGACCGCAAGAGCUCCUGCAGGUGGUUCUUUUUUACAGCAGACCCACCACCGCACGUCACUCGUCCCACCGUCCCUGCAUCUGAAUUUCAAGCCCUUCAUCGCGCCGCGGCUGCAGCCCAAAGCCGAACUCCUGCUGCGGCCACAGAGCGCCAGUGGAGUCGUUGCCUCUACUGCGUCGAGCACCGCUGGUGGCCUGCUGGUGGGAACCUCAGCAGCCUCCUCUUCGUCCUCGCGAAGGCGCUUGAGAAGCACGGCUUCAUCUCGAGCAGCAGCAGGGUCUUCAUCUCUCAAAACAAACACUGCUGGUGGAGCACCAGGUGGAGAUGAUGGUUGCUACAGUUCUUCGCACGUAGAUGUUCAGCAGUUGGACCAACAUUCUGAGAAGUACUAUGUUCGGGACGACCCUUUAUUUCACCUGCAAAACCACCCGCACGGCGACUUCGACCUCGAGCUCGUACCCUACCACGCCAGCAGGAGUAGUACUACCCACGCAGCACUCCUGAGAGGUCCCCGUGGAGGCGUGCACCAAAACAAGCACGCGCCUGCUGGUACGCGGGCAGCUGAUGCACAGGGCGUGGAGGGUGGUGCUUCUUCAAGAAGCAGACCUGAAGAUCAUGCUACAACAGCCAGUACUAUCCAGUCCCUCCACCUGGAGAACCUCGAGCAGUUGAUCGGCGCUAUCGAAAACGAAAUCCAGGCAAACGAAAAAUUUAGCGCGCCACAGCAAAACGAAGCACUGUCCCUGGAAUUGCUAUCCAAGCUCGAACAGCAGAACUACAAGACAGAGGAGCGCGGCACGCUGAUUCAGCAGCUUUUGGAAAAACUGAAACUGCAGCUGCAAAAUUACAGCUCCUCAACGUCGUCGUCCAAAGGAACUAUUGGCGCAGUGCCCACCUCCGUGCAAGGGCAAGGAGAUGUUGAUGAGCCAGGAAUUAUCCCAGCGGUUUUGUCAACAUCCGGCCGUCUUGAUCCUCCGCACGGGGAGGUUGUGGGGCCCCGCAGCUUCGUCUCUCUGUCGAACCAAGCCAUGCGGCGGCCUUCAGCUGCGGCUGUGCAGGAUGUUGAGCCACAGCACGUUUCGAAGAUGGCUCAUGUUGUCCCUGGUGGCGCACGACUAGUGCAGCACCAGCAGCAACACGAGGUGAAACAAGAGCGAAGGCAUUCCGCAGAAGUGUGCAAAGCUGCCCCGGCUCACCCGACGAAGAAGAUGCACUUGCAGGAAGUGACUGCAGCGCACCAGGUACACCGCCACCCGGCGGAUCAUGCUGUACCAGGUCAUGCAGCUCCACCAGCAGAUCAAGAAUACCAAGAGGAGGACUGUGUGCGUGGCAGUCAAGAGUUUGCGGAUAUGAUCGAGCAAUUAAGGGGCGAGAAUAAAGAACUUCUGCGAGAAGCUGCAGCUUGUGAAGCGGACCGCGAGGGGCAGCGGCAGUUUUUCUUGAACAAAUACCACCGCGACGAUGUUGCAUUCGCCGAGUCCAAGAAUGAGUACGUCUACUCGAGCGCUUCUAGGGACCACGACCAAAGCGGUAGUUCGACGAAACUCGAACCACGCCCCUGGAUGCUGCAAGCGGUCAGAGCAAGUUCGUGUGAAACUACGAGGUCAGAGAACCAAAGAGAGUUCUUGCAGAAACAAGCUGACGCAGCGCGAAGAGGACAUGCCGGGUACACCACUUCCUCCACUGCAGUUCCGCCAUUUGCAGCUCGUGAAAACGACAAGCAAAACGUCGCUGUCCAGCAGCUGCACCAGCACCGCCCAAUUGUUGAGCAAGCUCCACGACUGGCACCAGAGACAAAAGACGAAAGCGACGCCCUGCGGGGGCACGUGCAGGAAAUGGAGAAAGAACAGAAAAACGAAACUUUUGCCCGCAUAUCCUCCGACGAAGGCGCGGAAAUUUUGGAAAAGGCGAAGCAGCUGCUCGCAGACCACGAUUUUCUGCUAGACUCCAAGCGGUUUCAAGUGCCGGAUGAGCACGACGACGUAUCGGCGCAUCCAUGCAUCGACGCCUCAAGAACAGCUCCCACUGCUCACGCUGAACAAGGAGCUGCAGGACCGCAACCUGAAGAUUCGGCAAAUGUUGCUCUCGUUUUGCAGGACGAGGAACCAGCGUCCGGCACUGUUCUACCGCAUCAACUCAAGAGCAGCAGUGGGAUGAACAUCAAGGACGGUGCUGAUGAACACGAAGACUACUUUGGCACGCUUGCAACCGCCGCGUGUAGUUCUUCGGGCGUCUGGUCGAAGCAGCCCUGUAAUUAUUCCACGUCGACUUCGAAGCAGGCCUCGUCGAAGCUUAUCCGAUGUAGUAAACUCGCGAUCUAGAUUGCUUAUUUGUGAUGCGUGCAAUGCACUGAUACUCUUCGUGUGCAUAGUUCUUGAGAGAAAGAACCACACUAGUACAACGUAGAAAACAUCUGUUCUUGUAAAGGGAUGAUUUGGAUUUUCGAUUUUGCACGCGGAUAAUGCAACCCUCGUCGUCCUCGCACCCGGACGAGAAAAUGACCGAGGAAUUACACGAGGGACAAGCGGAUUUUGACGAAGAUUGUAACUACUUUGUGGGUAAAAACGAGCAAGCGGAUGGUGUGCAAUUCGCUGAUGUUGAGGAGCCGUCGUGGAGAAAGAACCAAGAUCAUGCUAGACAAGAUGACGGGGCACAUGAUCCUCGUCGUCCGGAGAUGACGCCAAAUAUCACUGCAGGUUCUUCAUCGUCGCAGUGGCGCACGGAAGUAGUCGAAGAGCAGCACCAUGAAACUGCCGCUACUUUUCAGCACAUGCAAGAGGCCCUUGAGGUGGGUAACAUUCCCGAGGUUAACAUGCCAUCGAGAACAAGAGACGCGCAAGAGGAGGAGCGGCAGAGGUUGCGUCGUGAAAAUGAACCCGGCGAUAAGCACGAGGAUUUGUUUAUCGCUUCGCAAAAUCACGAUAAAUCAGCGCUGGUGCUAGGAUCAUCUACUGGCACGUUUUCCACGUCGAGCAGGAAGCCCUCGCCGACCGCCUCUCUCGAUAUCAACUGUAAAAAUGUCUGGGUCUGGAAGAUUCUGACACUUGUCAUGCACGUUUUGCAUGAGCCAUGAUGUCUGUGAUGCAUACCCUAGCAAUACAGAUUUUUUGAGGGCUUCUCGAUGCCUAAUCCGCAUGACAAAUGCUUUCUCAGCGUAGCAAAAGUUGCAUUCUGGUUGCUUCUCAUGCAAUACAGAUUUUUUUACAAUCCAAAAUCAGCAUGACAAGUUGGAUUCUUCCAGACCCAGACAUUUUUACAGUUGAUACUCGAAGAGGAAAAGCAACGCCUUCUCGACCAGCUCUCCCGAUCUGUUAUCAAAUGUAAAAAUGUCUGGGUCUGGAAGAAUGCAUGUUUGUCAUGCUUGUCUGGCAUGACUCUUAAAUCUGUCAUGCACAACAUCCAAGAGCCCCAUUUCUCUGUCAUGCAGAAACGCAGUUUGUCAUGCAGAAUAGGCAGCACCUAGAGGCUCAGAAACUUGUCAUGCUGAGCCAGCAUUUGCGGCCUCAUCAUGAGACGCUACCCAGCAUCACAAGUUUCCAGACCCAGACAUUUUUGCAUUUGAUAUCUGUGCAGAACAGUCCAUUUCCCAGCGCCCGCGGUUUUCCACCUGCCACGAACAAAAGCAUAGGAGCAUCGUCGUCAUCCGGUCACACUGGAGAACAACUACCAGCGGGAGAAGAACAUCAACCCCACCUGCCACAAAAGCGCACGCUGACGAGCACGCUGCCUUCCAUUCAGGAAAAAACCGAGAAAUUGCUCCAGCGCGCGCGGUCCGAAACGUUGAACACGACUCCGGGCUCGAUCGUGGAGAAAAACAUUCAGUCGCGGAUCGACGCGCUGCAAAAGAUCAGCUCGGAUGCGUACUUGCACCAGGAACGGCAGCUGUUCGACCGCAACACCACCGAGAAGGCGAUUGGCAGUCUGAAGGGGCAGAUCGAGCAGCUGGAAUCGGAGCUGCAGCGACUGCGCACCCCCUUUUUCGCAAACAUUCCGAAAGCGUUCGAAAUGGCUCUCCUGUUGGUGAAUCAGCACGGGUGUCAGGAACUUUCGUGGGCCGACGGCUUCUCGCCGCUGCACUGGGCCUGCCAGGCAAACCGCAGGGACAUCAUCGAGUAUCUCAUCGAGAAACCCGGCGGGGCCGAUCUCCUACGCUGCGGAAAAAAUAAUCUUGUUCACCAAGCAUCGCGCCAGAUGAUAGAUGCACAAGAAGAGGUCUAAGUAUGUACAUGUUUUCUACCCAAUAGGUUUGGUUUUUGCAUUAUGUUGGAUACGUGUAUAACACGUCGAAAAUGAUUCGCCAUGUUGGUGAUUUUCCAUAUGAUGUCCACUGACUUUUCGCGACAAGAAGGGCCUGAUUCCGUACGACUACGCGAAGCGGGAAACACACCAGGAGCUCUGUCACUGGCUGGAGCAGCUUGGGGCAACCAGUGCGCAGGUAAAAUAGUUACUGAAGCUGGAUGCGUUCUUGACGCAAACUCUCAUGGCGUUGUUUUCCUUUUCGUAUCUGUUGCAUCACUUUUGCUAUUCCAUCUGAUUGCGCAUUUAUUAAUGUUUUUCCCGCAACAUCGGUCUAGUACUAGGCUUCGAGGAACGUCGAUUGAUAUCACAAAUCUUUUACCAAUUUAUAUUCAGGCUCUGUCCGACAGCGUGCUUGAGGCGGAAAACGUUCCGCCAGCCUACAUCCAUAUCCUUCGCAACAGUAUCGCAUUCGUAUCCGUAUUACAACAUCCAAAAUAAUUUCUUGUGCAUGACGGGUUCCACUUCUCUUUCGCAUCACUGUGACGCUGCACUUCGACGCAACUGGGACAAUACUACUUGAGGUGAAGACGAUGUAUGCAAGUUAAGAUGCUCGUGCGAUCAUUAGCGUACAACUUUUGCGAAGAUGCAUAGUCCAAGUGAUCCGGCAAAUCGAGCAGGAGGGGUACCACAAUAUGAAAUGGCAACUGAACUACUCGCUCCUGCACUGGGCGUCGAAGAAGGGGAUCAAGAAACUCGUCGAAUACUUGGUGCAGCUGAACGCUAUCCUUCAGAUUCUCUAAAUCAAUCACACUCCUAGUAUACUCAUCAUAUUUUUUUCUUGUACUAGGAUUGCGGACAGCACCGAAAGAAGGAACAGUUUCGAACCGAGCGGCGCUCUGUUGCACGAUAAUAUGUCGUGGCUGUUGUAAACUGCAUGCAAAUUUUUAUGGGUGAUCUUUAUGUCCCUCUUGUUCCGCAUUUUUGGUCCAAGAACAAAACCCAUGACAAUUACCAUGAAGUAGUAGAAGGGGAGAUUGAUGAUUUUAUUACAUUGGACAAACACCGAUGUGAAUGCAGUGGAUUCGAUUUCCAGCAAAAGCCCCUUGGACUACGCCAGCGAUUUUGGUACAAUAUGAAUAUGCAUUAAGUAUGCUACGACAGUGAUUUGAUUAACGCAUGAUCACAUUCCGACCGCUUUGAUGUCAGUUGUCGUUUUAGAUGAAAACAUUUCCGCAAUGUUAAGCAAUAUCCAUUUCCAAGGAGUUCGAGUUUUUCUUCCCGGAAUAACUAUCAGGUCACUUCGAGAUCUGUGAUUUCCUUGCUAGCGCUGGCGCGUUGCCGCGGAUCCAGCGAGAGAAACGCGCGAAGCUGGAAGGAAAUCAAGCGCGAAAUAGGUCGAACGGUGGCGCGACGAGGAAUCUUAGCACCGCGAGCAGCGCGAAUAAAACACGAAAUGUGGAAGAUGUGCGAAUAAACACUACUAGCACGGGUGAGGCCGCCUUGAACUGCAAGGAAACCUGGUCAUCUCCGUCGGCUCCUGAUCUUGAGCAUGGUCACCCAUCCAAAAACCGGCCCUCCGACGCAGCUCUACCAGCACCGACCGCCGAGCAGCGUGCCAUCGCCGAAGCUACCGCCGCAAAAAUCGUGGCCGCGACAGGAGGAACCAGACAACAAAAGCACGAACUCCUGUUUCAGCACGACCAUAGCGACAGUAACGAGUACCUCCAAGUGGGGCAGCUUCACUACACCGCUUGUAUCAUGAGGAACAGUUAUGUAAUUAUCUGUUCCCAGGAGCCUUAACCUUAUUUUUUUAGCAGGUUGGCUGGCGAUGUCUCUGCUGUAGUACUAGCAGACAGAAAACGGCACUGCUCCGCACAGCUUGCCUGUAGUCGAAAGAGUGAGCUGCUUUACCAUGCUUGUCUUUCGUUUUUUCUUUCAGACCAAGUUUAUUUGUGCAGAAAACUACUGCAGCAAGCCACACUUCUAAAUGGAAAAAGCCACUACAUAAAGCUACAGCAACACCAAUGUCGCUUUCUUUUGCCUAUGUCAACUCCGGCAUGAGGGAUAUAUCAGAAGAUGAAAACUAAAUUUUCCUCACGAUAGUCGGGGUGUCUGUGUUGCAAGACGUGCCGAUUCCCUACCUGGAGGCCAUUUCCCAGGUGGCGCGCCGCGGCUGGCACAAGAUGAAGUGGGCCAACAACUUCACCCUGCUCCACUGGGCGGCCCGCGCGGGCCGACUCGAACUGUGCGCGUACUUUCUGCAACAGGGCGCCGACCCGGAGUCUCCAGAUGACUUCAAGCGGUCCGCGGUCGAGUACGCGAGACGGAAAGAGUAUCAAAUGCAAAUAUGUCUGGAUCUGGAAGAGCAGGAGUGCAAGUUUGUCACGCUCUGCUCGCACGAAUCUCAAGUCCGUCACGCACGUUACCCAAACGCCCUAGCGCUAGUCUUCUGUCAUGCAGAUGAAGCGCAGUCUGCCAUCCAGACUGAGCGGCACCUAGUAACUUGAAAACGAAAUAAAGACUUUUUAUGCUUGGCGUUGAAUAAUUGAGGCGUCGCGAUGAUUUUCCAACCCGCAUCACAGGUUAGGUAGUUUCCAGACCCAGACAUAUUUGCAGUUGAUACACAGCAUUGGUCGGUUGUGGACUUGCUGGAGGGGAAUUAUGGUCAUCUUCAUGGGGCGGCUCCGCAAGAACGAUAAGUAGCAAAACGCAUCAUACACAUAUCACAAUGAAAAACUUCUGAUUUCUCUGUUGCAGAGAAGUACUCGGCACCGUUGACGAAAAACGAUCUGUGGCUUGAGUAGAGUAGAUGUGUCGGGCCGCUAUAUUCGGCAGCGACAUACACGACCACCGCACGGCAAGCAGGAGCCCUCGCGUUUUCGAGGAAUAU
Messenger RNA from Amoebophrya sp. A120, 7727 nucleotides. Lineage: Eukaryota; Dinophyceae; Syndiniales; Amoebophryaceae. The record is from the annotation of a GenBank genome assembly.